Molecule: messenger RNA, 6840 nt
Organism: Oikopleura dioica
Lineage: Eukaryota; Metazoa; Chordata; Appendicularia; Copelata; Oikopleuridae
Source: the annotation of a GenBank genome assembly
AUGGCGUCGACCUUUGAGGGUCAACACGUCCUCACUCCAGAGGACGAGGAGAAGCUCAAUGAGAAGGCACGAAGAUGGCAUCAGAUGCAGUCCAAACGUUAUGCUGAAAAGCGUAAAUUUGGAUUCGUCGAUGCUCAAAAAGAGGACAUGCCUCCAGAGCAUGUUCGUAAAAUCAUCAAAGAUCAUGGAGACAUGACCUCGCGAAAAUACCGUCACGAUAAGCGAGUCUACCUUGGUGCUUUGAAAUACAUGCCUCAUGCGUUGAUGAAGCUCUUGGAGAACAUGCCUAUGCCUUGGGAGCAGAUCCGAGACGUGGAUGUCAUUUAUCACAUCACCGGAGCGAUUACUUUCUGUAACGAAAUUCCAUACGUUAUCGAACCGAUUUACAUCGCUCAGUGGGGAACAAUGUGGAUCAUGAUGCGAAGAGAAAAGCGUGAUCGUCGUCAUUUCAAGCGAAUGCGUUUCCCACCCUUUGACGACGAAGAACCGCCACUCGAUUACGGAGACAACGUUCUGGACGUAGAGCCUCUUGAGGCUAUCCAAAUGGAACUCGACCCAGAAGAAGAUGCCGCCAUUUACGACUGGUUCUACGACCACAAAGGAACAGUUUCAUACAGUCAAAGCUAUCCCCGGUGGCCCAAAGUUCGAACCUUUGGUCAAGGAGAACCCCUCCAAGAUGAGGACUGGAACGAGUUCAACGAUAUCAACAAGAUCAUCAUCCGACAGCCGAUCCGAACCGAGUAUCGCAUCGCCUUCCCAUAUCUCUACAACUCGCUCCCUCACCACGUCCAUCUCACAUGGUACCACAACCCAAGUGUUUUGUACAUCAAGGCGGAAGAUCCUGACCUUCCAGCUUUCUAUUUCGACCCGUUGAUCAACCCGAUCACUUCUCGAGCUCAGAAAAACUUCAAGAUUGAAGAAGAGGAGAUCACAACAGACGAAGACUUCCUCGAUGACUUCGAACUGCCAGAAGGAGUCGCUCCUAUUCUCGAAGAGACGCAGCUAUACACGGACAACACCGCCAACGGUAUCGGUCUUCUUUGGGCUCCUCGACCUUACUGCCUCCGCUCGGAUCGAACAAAGCGAGCAGAGGAUGUUCCACUCGUCAAAGGCUGGUACAAAGAACAUUGCCCAGCUGGAAUGCCUGUCAAGGUGCGAGUCUCCUAUCAGAAGCUCUUGAAAUACUACGUCCUCAACGCGCUCAAGCGACGACCACCAAAGCCACAGAGAAAACGAUACUUGUUCCGAUCGUUCAAAGCAACGAAGUUCUUCCAAGCUACGCAGCUCGAUUGGGUUGAGGCUGCUCUUCAAGUCUGUCGCCAGGGUUAUAACAUGCUGAACUUGUUGAUUCAUCGUAAAAACUUGAAUUAUCUCCAUCUCGAUUACAACUUCAACCUGAAGCCUGUGAAAACCUUGACAACCAAAGAGCGAAAGAAAUCUCGAUUCGGUAACGCCUUCCAUCUUUGCCGAGAAGUUUUGCGAAUGAUGAAGAUCGUCACUGACUCCCACGUCCAGUAUCGACUCGGAAACCUCGACGCCUUCCAGCUUGCUGAUGGCCUACAUUACAUCUUCUGCCAUCUUGGUCAACUUACCGGUAUGUACCGAUACAAGUACAAAUUGAUGAAGCAGAUUCGAAUGUGCAAGGAUCUCAAGCACGUCAUUUACUACCGAUUCAACACCGGUCCAGUCGGUAAGGGCCCUGGUUGCGGUAUUUGGGGACCUGCCUGGCGAACUUGGGUGUUUUUCAUGCGAGGUGUGACCCCACUUCUUGAGCGAUGGCUUGGAAACUUGCUCGCGCGUCAGUUCGAAGGUCGACAUACCAAGGGUGUUGCCAAGACCGUCACCAAACAGCGAGUCGAGUCUCACUUCGAUCUCGAACUUCGAGCCUCCGUCAUGCACGAUAUUCUCGAUAUGAUGCCAGAAGGAAUCAAACAAACAAAAGCUCGAACCAUUCUUCAGCAUUUGUCAGAAGCCUGGCGAUGCUGGAAAUCGAAUGUUCCAUGGAAGGUGCCGGGAUUGCCAACUCCAGUUGAAAACAUGAUCCUUCGAUACGUCAAGUCAAAGGCUGAUUGGUGGACAAAUACUGCGCAUUACAACCGAGAGCGUAUCCGACGAGGUGCUACUGUGGACAAAACUGUUUGCAAGAAAAAUCUUGGUCGACUUACUCGUCUCCACUUGAAAGCCGAGCAGGAGCGUCAGCACAAUUACCUGAAGGACGGUCCUUACAUCACCCCAGAAGAAUCCGUGGCCAUUUACACCACUACUGUUCACUGGCUUGAGUCCCGACGAUUCGCGCCAAUUCCCUUCCCACCACUCAACUACAAGCACGAUACGAAGCUGCUCAUCCUUGCUCUUGAACGAUUGAAGGAGGCAUAUUCGGUCAAAAAUCGUCUCAAUCAGUCUCAGAGAGAAGAACUCGGUCUGAUUGAACAGGCGUACGACAAUCCUCACGAAGCUCUUUCGCGUAUCAAACGUCACCUGCUCACUUCUCGAGUUUUCAAAGAAGUCGGAAUCGAGUUUAUGGAUUUGUACACCCAUGUCAUCCCAGUCAACGACGUCGAGCCAUUGGAAAAGAUCACGGACGCAUAUCUCGAUCAGUACCUUUGGUACGAAGCUGAUAAGCGACGACUUUUCCCGUCUUGGAUUAAACCUGCUGAUACUGAACCGCCACCACUGCUUGUCUACAAAUGGUGCCAAGGUAUCAACAACCUCCAGGAAGUUUGGGAAACUGGUGAGGGCGAGUGCAACGUUCUCAUUCAAACCAAGUUCGACAAGAUGUACGAGAAGAUCGAUAUGCUCUUGUUGAAUCGACUUCUUCGAUUGAUUGUUGAUCACAACAUCGCUGACUACAUCACCUCCAAGAAUAACGUCAAGCUGACUUACAAGGAUAUGAACCACACCAACCACUACGGUAUUCUCCGUGGUCUCCAGUUCUCUUCCUUCGUCGUUCAGUACUACGGACUCGUGCUUGAUCUCCUCGUUCUUGGUCUCAACCGAGCUAGUGAGAUGGCUGGUCCUCCAAGCAUGCCAAACGAUUUCCUCUGUUUCCAAGAUAUGGCCACAGAAUCUGCUCAUCCUAUCCGUCUCUACUCACGCUACGUGGAUCAGCUUCAUAUCUUCUUCCGCUUCACAGCUGAUGAGGCCCGUGAUCUCAUUCAACGAUAUCUCACCGAGCAUCCCGAUCCCAACAACGAAAACAUUGUUGGUUAUAACAAUAAGAAGUGCUGGCCUCGAGACGCUCGAAUGCGUUUGAUGAAACACGACGUCAAUCUUGGGCGCGCUGUUUUCUGGGACAUCAAGAACCGUCUGCCUAGAUCUGUUACUACUGUCCAGUGGAAUGAUACCUUUGCCUCGGUCUACUCGAAGGACAACCCUAACUUGUUGUUCAACAUGUGUGGAUUCGAGUGCCGAAUUUUGCCUAAAUGCCGAACCACUUACGAAGAGUUCGUCCACAAAGAUGGCGUCUGGAACUUGCAGAACGAAGUCACCAAGGAGCGAACUGCUCAAUGUUUCUUGAGAGUCGACGAUGAACACAUCACCAAGUUCCACAAUCGAUGCAGAAUGGUCCUCAUGUCUUCUGGUCAGACCACCUUCACCAAAAUUAUCAACAAGUGGAACACUGCUCUCAUCGGUUUGAUGACCUAUUUCCGAGAAGCUGUCGUCAAUACCCAAGAACUUCUUGAUCUUUUGGUCAAAUGCGAGUCAAAAGUCCAAACUCGAGUCAAGAUCGGUCUCAACUCAAAGAUGCCUUCGCGAUUCCCUCCGGUCGUCUUUUACACACCGAAGGAGUUGGGUGGUCUCGGUAUGUUGUCGAUGGGUCACGUUUUGAUUCCACAGUCCGAUUUGCGAUGGUCAAUGCAGACUGACAUCGGUAUCAGCCAUUUCCGAUCUGGUUUGUCGCAUGAAGAAGAUCAGCUCAUUCCCAACUUGUAUCGAUACAUCAUUCCUUGGGAAUCAGAGUUCAUUGAUUCACAGCGAGUCUGGGCCGAGUACGCACUCAAACGACAAGAAGCGAACGCUCAGAAUAGACGACUUACUCUUGAGGAUCUUGAAGACUCCUGGGAUCGAGGUAUUCCUCGAAUCAACACACUUUUCCAGAAAGAUCGUCACACACUCGCUUACGAUAAAGGAUGGCGAAUUCGAACUGACUUCAAGCAGUACCAGCUGCUCAAGCUGAAUCCAUUCUGGUGGACUCAUCAGCGUCACGAUGGUAAACUCUGGAACUUGAACAACUACCGAACUGAUAUGAUCCAGGCUCUUGGUGGUGUUGAAGGUAUUCUUGAGCACACACUCUUCCGAGGAACAUAUUUCCCAACUUGGGAGGGUCUUUUCUGGGAGAAGGCUUCUGGUUUCGAAGAGUCCAUGAAGUACAAGAAGCUUACCAACGCCCAGAGAUCCGGUUUGAAUCAGAUUCCCAAUCGUCGAUUCACUCUUUGGUGGUCACCAACCAUUAACCGAGCGAACGUCUACGUUGGUUUCCAGGUCCAGCUCGAUCUUACCGGUAUCUUUAUGCACGGUAAAAUUCCCACGCUCAAGAUCUCCCUUAUCCAGAUCUUCCGAGCUCAUUUGUGGCAGAAGAUCCACGAAUCUGUCGUCAUGGAUAUGUGCCAGGUUUACGAUCAGGAAAUGGAUGCCCUUGAGAUCGAAACUGUCCAGAAAGAAACCAUCCAUCCGAGAAAAUCGUACAAGAUGAACUCAUCUUGUGCCGAUAUUCUCCUUUUCGCCGCUUACAAAUGGAACGUUUCUCGACCAUCUCUUCUGGCUGACACUGACGACCUGAUGGACAACACCACUACGCAAAAGUACUGGGUUGAUGUUCAGCUCCGUUGGGGUGACUACGAUUCUCACGAUGUCGAGCGUUACGCGCGAGCAAAAUUCUUGGACUACACUACCGACAACAUGUCCAUCUAUCCUUCACCAACUGGUCUUCUCAUUGCCAUCGAUCUUGCAUACAACCACCACUCUGCCUAUGGCCAUUGGUUCCCUGGUUGUAAACCCCUUGUCCAGCAAGCUAUGGCCAAGAUCAUGAAAGCCAACCCAGCUAUGUAUGUCCUGCGUGAACGAAUCCGAAAGGGUCUUCAGCUUUACUCAUCCGAGCCUACCGAGCCAUAUCUUUCCUCCCAAAACUAUGGUGAACUAUUCUCCAACCAGAUCAUCUGGUUCGUCGAUGAUACCAACGUCUACCGAGUCACCAUCCACAAGACCUUUGAAGGUAACUUGACAACGAAACCUAUCAAUGGCGCGAUCUUCAUUUUCAACCCCCGAACUGGACAGCUCUUCCUCAAGAUUAUCCACACAUCCGUAUGGGCCGGACAGAAACGUCUUGGUCAGUUGGCCAAGUGGAAGACCGCUGAAGAAGUCGCAGCGCUUAUCAGAUCUCUUCCAGUGGAAGAACAGCCUAAGCAAAUCAUUGUCACUCGAAAGGGUAUGUUGGAUCCCCUCGAAGUCCAUCUUCUCGACUUCCCGAAUAUUGUCAUCAAGGGAUCAGAACUCCAGCUGCCCUUCCAGGCUUGCUUGAAGGUCGAAAAACUCGGUGAUUUGAUUCUCAAGGCGACCGAACCGCAGAUGUGCUUGUACAACCUGUACGACGAUUGGCUCAAGGAAAUCUCCUCCUUCACCGCCUUCUCUCGUUUGGUCCUCAUUCUUCGUGCCUUGCACGUCAAUAACGACCGAACCAAGGUCCUCCUCAAGCCCGAAAAGACCACCCUUACCGAGCCACAUCACAUUUGGCCGAGCUUAGACGCCGACCAGUGGGUCAAGGUCGAAGUUACCCUCAAGGACAUGAUUCUGGCCGAUUACGGAAAGAAGAACAACGUCAAUGUUGCUUCAUUGACUCAGUCCGAGAUUCGAGACAUCAUUCUUGGUAUGGAGAUCUCUGCUCCAUCACAGCAGCGUCAGCAGAUCCAAGAGAUUGAGCAGCAGGCUCAAGAUCAGUCGCAACUUACGGCGACUCAGACAAAGACGGUCAACAAGCAUGGAGAUGAAAUGAUUACAACAACGACAUCCAACUACGAAAGACAAACGUUCUCGUCGAAAACCGAAUGGCGGGUUCGCGCUAUUUCUGCGACGAACUUGCACUUGCGAACGAAUCACAUUUAUGUAUCGUCGGAUGAUAUCAAGGAGACAGGGUACACAUAUAUUCUGCCGAAGAACGUCCUCAAAAAAUUCAUUUGCAUUUCUGAUUUGAGAUCGCAGAUCGCCGGCUAUAUGUUUGGUAUUUCGCCUCCUGACAAUCCACAGGUGAAAGAAAUCCGAUGCAUUGUGUUAGUGCCACAGUGGGGAACUCACGCCCAAGUUCACCUUCCAUCUCAACUGCCAAAACACGAGUUCUUAGAAGAGAUGGAACCUCUUGGCUGGCUUCACACGCAGCCAAACGAGUCUCCCCAAUUGUCCGCUCAGGAUAUCACAACGCAUGCUAAAAUUAUGGCUGACAAUCCAGAAUGGGACGGCGAAAAGACGAUUGUAAUCACGUGCUCAUUCACACCGGGAAGUUGCUCGCUGACUGCGUACAAGCUCACUCCUGGUGGUUACGAAUGGGGCCGGCAGAACAAUGAUAAGGGUUCGAAUCCUAAAGGAUAUCUCCCGUCCCACUAUGAAAAGGUCCAAAUGUUGUUGUCGGACAAGUUCCUCGGCUUUUUCAUGGUCCCUUCGCAGGGAUCGUGGAAUUAUAACUUUAUCGGCGCUCGUCACGAUGUGAAUAUGAAGUACGAGCUGCAGCUAGCCAACCCGAAAGAAUUCUAUCAUGAGAUUCACAGGCCGCAGCAUUUCCUCAACUUCACAUCAUUCGAAGACGGUGGCGACGGCCCAGCUGGUGCCGACAUUGAGGACAUGUACCAAUAA